This is a messenger RNA of Dioscorea cayenensis subsp. rotundata (Guinea yam), 462 nucleotides long. RefSeq names its product dof zinc finger protein DOF3.7-like. The transcript has a single exon. Gene Ontology annotation, molecular function: DNA binding; DNA-binding transcription factor activity. The record is from RefSeq and is a predicted model, not a curated record. Gene Ontology annotation, biological process: regulation of DNA-templated transcription. The coding region runs from base 1 to 462 and encodes 153 amino acids. Lineage: Eukaryota; Viridiplantae; Streptophyta; Magnoliopsida; Dioscoreales; Dioscoreaceae.
AUGAAGAAGAACAAAAUCAAAAAAAAACAAAAACAAGAUGGAAAAGGUGGUCUGAAGUGCCCACGCUGCAACUCUUCAAACACUAAGUUUUGUUACUACAACAACUACAGCCUCUCCCAACCUCGCCAUUUCUGCAAGUCCUGCAAACGUUACUGGACUCUUGGUGGCUCUCUCCGCAACGUCCCCGUCGGUGGUUCUUCCCGGAAGAACAAACGCCUCAAGCCUCGCCACCACCUCUCCUCUCCUCCUCCUCCUCCUCCUCCUCCUCCUCUUGCUCCUCUACCAAAUCCUUUGCUUUUCACUACUGAUAUGAUGAUCACCACUUCUCUUGACAACAAUAUUAAUGAUCUUAGUCUCCCUUCCUUUCCAUCUUCUUCCAUUGAUGAGCAGCUUUCCAACCUUGGAUUAAAACACUUCAGCACCAACACUGCUGAUCACUUUGAACUACUUCUCUUCAUUUAA